CUGUGACAACCAAGGUAUUAACGGUAUUGGAGUGGAGAACAAGGUGCGCUACAACAACGCCGGCAUCUACAGCACGACGCCUGGUCCCCGUAAUGCUCAAUCCUGGCACUCAUGUUGCGUCUCUUGCUACAAUGAUAUCAACUGCCACGCCUUCAGCUUCCAACAAACCAGUUCAGACUCUGUAUGCGAGUUGACGACGUCAACUUCGAACAGGGAAGAGGAUCAGCAGAACUGGCAGGCAGGCAACAUGGACCGUGACUGAGGAUGCACAAAGACGCACUACUGAUGUACUGCAUCUACUUUUUUUUUUACGCCUAUACAUAACAUGCAUUGAAGAUUUUGC
Phytophthora nicotianae INRA-310 is the source of this 343-nucleotide messenger RNA. RefSeq lists its product as hypothetical. Lineage: Eukaryota; Oomycota; Peronosporomycetes; Peronosporales; Peronosporaceae. The transcript has a single exon. Bases 93 to 194 code for a protein of 33 amino acids. The record is from RefSeq and is a predicted model, not a curated record.